AUGAACACACUGAUUUGUAUGAAAGAUGAGAAGGGAAAUGAAAUAAGAGAAAUAGAAGGGAUACUUGGAAUAAUUUGUGAAUUCUAUGAGAGCCUCUAUAAAAAGGAUGAACUGGAAGAAGAUAACAUGGAACUGAAAAAUGGAGAACGCGGCAGGAAUGAGUAUAGAAACGAAGAAUGUCCACCGAUUAUGGAAAGAGAGGUAGAACGGGCAAUUGUGCGUCUCAAGGAGGGAAAAGCUGCAGGACCAGAUAGAAUAUCGAAUGAAGAGUUGAAAGCGGGAGGAAAAAAGGUGAUAGAAAUACUAACAAGGCUGUUUAAUCUAUGCCUCACUAAUGGAAAGAUUCCUGAAAUAUGGCUCAAAGCUAACUUGUUACUGCUCUUCAAAAAAGGUGAUAAAAAGGAAGUCAAGAAUUAUCGACCAAUUAGUCUCCUGUCAAGUAUAUACAAAAUAUUCAUGGCAAUAAUUUCGCACAGAAUAGACGGAUAUUUGACCGCAGCAACUCCAAUCAGCCAGACCGGAUUUAAGAAAAACUUUUCCACUCUGGAUAACAUCCUAGUCCUACAGGAGUUGAUAAGGAAUUCUAAAGAAUAUAAAUUUCCACUAGUGCUACUAUUUAUAGACUUUGAGAAGGCUUUUGAUAAAAUCAACACAGCAGCUGUGAUACAGACACUUGAAGACCUGGGAAUAAGCAAUAAGUACUUGGAAAUAUUCAGAUUCAUCUACGGAAAUAUGAAAAGUGAGUUCAGCUUGAGAGGAAAAAGUAGAGUGAUGCAAGUGAAUAGAGGCUUGAGACAGGGAGAUAUACCAUCAGCUAAAAUAUUUAACGCAGUCUUAGAAAAAUCUCUAAUGAAGUUGCAAUGGCAAGAGAGAGGCAUCAAUAUCAACGGUGUGAAAUUAAAUGCCUUGAAAUUUGCUGAUGAUAUUGUUAUAGUUGGAAAUGAUACGGAGGAGGUAUGCGGUAUGUUGAAAGAUUUGAUUGAAGUAACAAAAAAGAUUGGAAUGAAAGUAAAUUUUGAUAAAUCGAAAGUAAUGACAUAUAACAGUGAUGAAAAUGAUAGAGUAUUGGUGACUGAGGACGGAAGGAUAGAGAAAGUGGAUCAUUUCAUUUACCUCGGUCAGAAAAUAGGGAGAGAAGGUCAAUGGGGAGAAGUUACCAGAAGAGUAGCAAUAGGAUGGGCAAUGUUCAAAAAGUACAGCUAUCUAUUCAGAUCCAAGAUAUCAAUGGAAAAUAAGAAAAAGCUGCUACAAACGUGUAUCCUACCAGCAAUUUUGUACGGCUGCGAAACCUGGACUAUAAAUGAAAAAAUAAUUAAGAAACUUAGAAUUACCGUGAGGUCGAUGGAGAGAGUAAUGAUAGGAGUGACAAGAAAAGACAGGAAAACAAAAUUAUGGAUUAGAAAUGAAACAAAAAUUGAAGAUGUAGGCAAGAUGAUAAUAGAGAGAAAAUGGAAUUGGGCUGGACAUAUCGCAAGGACAACGGACGAAAGAUGGACGAAAAGAAUACUGGAAUGGUACCCACGUAAUUUGAGAAGAAGUAGAGGAAGGCCUUCGUAUGGAUGGGACGAAGAGUUCAGAAAAGUAUGCGGUGGAGCGACGUGGCAGAGAGUUGCAAGAGAGAGAAAGGAGUGGGAGAGAAUGAAGAAUGUAUACAAGGAAGUAUGGCUGUACAAGGAUUGA
Nilaparvata lugens (brown planthopper) is the source of this 1680-nucleotide messenger RNA. RefSeq names its product LINE-1 retrotransposable element ORF2 protein. The coding region runs from base 1 to 1680 and encodes 559 amino acids. Lineage: Eukaryota; Metazoa; Arthropoda; Insecta; Hemiptera; Delphacidae. The transcript has a single exon. The record is from RefSeq and is a predicted model, not a curated record.